AUGACGACCAACAGCGGAAUUCAAACUCAGAUUCCGAAAUUACUAGGGCCAAAUUACUAUCAUUGGCAUAUACAGAUGAGAGUGUUAUUAGAAUCACAUGAAUUAUGGACAAUAGUGGAAGAAGGUUACACAGAUCUGCCGGCAAAUGCAUCAGAAAGCGAUCAAAAUAUUCAGAGGGAGAAGAUCAAGAAGGAUAGAAAAGCGUUGCACAUAAUGUUUCAGGCAGUAAGUGAAACAAUAUUCGAGCGGGUGGCGACGUGCAAAACUUCAAAGGAAGCGUGGGAAAUACUGCACAAGGCAUAUAGAGGAGAGAACAGGGUAAAAAUGGUACGGUUACAAACCCUUAGAUGUGAAUUCGAUGCCUUAAAAAUGAAAGAUAGUGAAUCUAUAGAGGACUAUAUUAAUCGGAUGGCAGUAAUAGUCAAUCAACUUCGUCUAAACGAAGAACGUGUAGAAGAACAAAGGGUUGUAGAGAAAAUUUUAAGAAGUUUAACAAGAAAAUAUGAGUCAGUAGUUGUUGCAAUAGAAGAAUCGAAAGAUCUGAAUUCAAUUUCUACCGAAGAACUACAGGGAAUUCUACAAUCACAUGAGUUACGUUUGAAACAAUAUGACGAUGUUUCAACCGAACAAGCGUUUCAAAUACAAAGCGAUCAACAAGACAGAACAAGGCAGUCAAGAUCAGAAUAUAGCGGUAGAGGACGGGGUAAAGGAAGAGGAAAGUUCAACAAUAAUUCCAUUCGGUGUUUUAACUGUCAAAAAUUAGGACAUGUGGCACGAUUCUGCAAUAAAAGGAGUGAAGAUGAUAAAUCCAAUGCAGCACUCAUGCAUACUGAUGAACAAGAAGGCGAUAAUGAUGACACAAUGUUCAUGAUAUUCAACGUCGAGGAAGUUAUAAAAGGUGAUUGUUGGUAUCUUGACAGUGGGUGUAGUAAUCACAUGACUGGAGAUAAAAGUUUAUUUAUUACACUAGAUGGUUCUGAACGACGUGAAGUAAGAACUGGAGAUGAUAAGAGAUUGGAGGUUCUCGGUUGUGGAGAUGUAUUAAUAAAAGUUAAGGGAAUAGAGAGACGGGUUCCAAAUGUAUUUUAUGUAGAAGGCCUAAAACAUAAUCUUUUAAGCAUCGGCCAACUUAUUUAA
This is a messenger RNA of Helianthus annuus (common sunflower), 1137 nucleotides long. RefSeq lists its product as uncharacterized. Gene Ontology annotation, molecular function: nucleic acid binding; zinc ion binding. The transcript has a single exon. NCBI's taxonomy places the organism in Eukaryota, Viridiplantae, Streptophyta, Magnoliopsida, Asterales, Asteraceae. The coding region runs from base 1 to 1137 and encodes 378 amino acids. The record is from RefSeq and is a predicted model, not a curated record.